GGUUGUGUAUUUUUUAUUUUUACUGAUUUUUACACACUAAAUCAAAAUACCUUUGAAAUGAUUGCUGUACCGUUGGAUUCUUAAAAUAUUACUAGGGUUUUCAGGUGCGGCGUUGCGCGGCGCCCGGCCCGGCCCGGUCCGGCCGACUCUACACCCGUGUCGGGCCCGUUAGGUCGUCAUGUCAAACACGACGAUCGUAGGCGAGGAUGACGUUACGCCGUCCCCGGCGGCGGCGGCCGAUGACGGCAUGGGUUCGAGCCAGAACGCCAUCAUCAUCGUCAUGGAUGACGCCACGGGUCAGACGCAGGAGAUUGACGCCGCCACCAUGCAGCAGCUCAUUACGAGUAACCCGGGCGCGGUGAACAUUGUCAGCAUCAGUCCGGACUCACUGCAGCCGGCGGCAGCGGACGCGGCCGAUCCCGUCACCGAGCAGCUGCCGGCGCAGGAUGCCGACCUCAGUGAGUACCGCAGCCCGUACCCGUACCCGUACCCGUACCCGUACCCGUACCCGUACCCGUACCCGUUCCCUUCCCGUAUCCGUCUUUGUUCGACUGGUGUCGAGAGUAUCUGA
This is a messenger RNA of Amphibalanus amphitrite, 571 nucleotides long. RefSeq lists its product as uncharacterized. The transcript has 4 exons. NCBI's taxonomy places the organism in Eukaryota, Metazoa, Arthropoda, Thecostraca, Balanomorpha, Balanidae. Bases 179 to 571 code for a protein of 130 amino acids. The record is from RefSeq and is a predicted model, not a curated record.